This is a messenger RNA of Papaver somniferum (opium poppy), 648 nucleotides long. RefSeq lists its product as uncharacterized. The coding region runs from base 1 to 648 and encodes 215 amino acids. Lineage: Eukaryota; Viridiplantae; Streptophyta; Magnoliopsida; Ranunculales; Papaveraceae. The transcript has a single exon. The record is from RefSeq and is a predicted model, not a curated record.
AUGUUAUUGGCUUUCCAUACACCUGAAGAACAACCUCAACAUAAGUGGUAUUUGGAUACAGGGUGCAAUAAUCAUAUGUGUGGAAGAAAAGAGUUGUUUAACAGUCUUGAUGAAUCAGUAAGAUCAAUAGUGAAGUUUGGAAAUAAUUCUACAAUUCCAGUUAUGGAAAAAGGUAGAAUAGGAAUAGUUCUGAAUAAUGGUGCUAAAACAUAUAUUAUGGAUGUGUUUUAUGUACCAGGUUUACAUCAAAAUUUAUUAAGCAUGGGUCAAUUAUUAGAAAAAGGUUAUUCUACGAACAUCUUUAAUGAUGUUUGUUCAAUUCAUGAUCGUUUUAGAAGACUUAUUACAAGAGUACAGAUGACCAAGAAUAGAUUGUUUCCUUUGAAUAUUCGGUAUCAAAAGGAAAGGUGUUACAGCAGCUGUGUUCAUAAUGAUUCUUGGUUAUGGCGCAAGGGAAUGAGACAUAUGAGCUUUAACAGUUUGCAAACUUUAGCAAAGAAGGAGAUGGUGUCAGGUUUACCCUUUAUUGAGCUUCCAAAAUCAAGAUGUGAGAAUUGUAUCCUUGGCAAGCAGCAGUCAACAAAGCUAGAAGAUUUGAUCAGCAAUUGGAGAUUGUUCAUAGUGAUCUGUGUGGUCCUAUUGAAGUAA